Messenger RNA from Dromaius novaehollandiae (emu), 1669 nucleotides. It is a transcript of the gene RNF126, whose product is annotated as ring finger protein 126. The transcript has 9 exons. Gene Ontology annotation, biological process: protein ubiquitination. Gene Ontology annotation, molecular function: ubiquitin protein ligase activity. Lineage: Eukaryota; Metazoa; Chordata; Aves; Casuariiformes; Dromaiidae. Gene Ontology annotation, cellular component: cytoplasm. Bases 57 to 995 code for a protein of 312 amino acids. The record is from RefSeq and is a predicted model, not a curated record.
GUGCGUCACCAGGCGGGGCGGUGCGGGGCAGCGCGGGGGGGGGGGUGGGUGGGAAGAUGGCGGAGGCUUCCCCGCAGCCGGGACGGUUCUUCUGUCACUGCUGCUCGGCCGAGAUCGCCCCGCGCCUGCCCGACUAUAUUUGCCCAAGGUGUGAAUCUGGUUUUAUUGAAGAACUUCCUGAAGAGCCAAGGAACACUGACAAUGAGACCAGCUCCUCCACAUCAACCAGCGCUCAGAGCAGGCAUCCUUUCGAGAACGUGGAUCAGCACUUAUUCACCUUGCCACAAGGCUAUGGCCAAUUUGCCUUCGGGAUUUUCGAUGACAGCUUUGAGUUUCCUUUCGGGUCCAAUGUGCAAUCAGAAGACAACAGGGACUCCGAGAACCGGAGGGAGCGAGAGCAUCAGUCUCGGCAUAGAUAUGGUGCAAGGCAGCCUCGAGCUCGUCUCGCCACACGGCGUGCCGCUGGCAGGCACGAGGGAGUUCCCACACUAGAAGGAAUCAUCCAGCAGCUGGUCAAUGGAAUAAUUGCACCUACAACAAUACCAAACCUAGGACUAGGUCCUUGGGGAGUCUUGCAUUCAAAUCCAAUGGACUAUGCCUGGGGUGCAAACGGCUUGGAUGCAAUUAUUACACAGUUAUUAAAUCAGUUUGAAAACACUGGACCACCGCCAGCAGACAAAGAAAAGAUUCAGGCCCUCCCCACCAUACAGAUCACACAGGAACACGUAGAUUCUGGGUUAGAGUGUCCUGUAUGUAAAGAAGACUACACAGUUGAUGAAAAUGUCCGACAGUUACCUUGCAAUCAUCUAUUCCAUAACAGCUGCAUAGUCCCUUGGCUGGAACAGCAUGACACAUGUCCUGUGUGCCGGAAAAGCUUAAGCGGACAAAACACUGCCACAAACCCCCCAGGACUGACAGGGAUGAAUUUCUCUUCCUCCUCCUCCUCCUCUUCCUCCAGCUCACCAAGUAACGAAAACUCAUCGAACAACUCAUGAAUCCUAAUCCGACCCUCUGUCCCUGGGGCCCUGUCCACUGUCCUUCCUCCCUCCCUAGCCAACGUAAGAACGAAAGGGGCUUCCAGAGCAGAGCGAGGGGAGGGUGGCAGGGGGGAAACAGAACCCCCAGAAUUCUCCUUUGAGUUCUGAAGACACAGAGACUCUGGGCUCUUCAGAGAUGAGAAGCCUCAAGUUCUGUGAUGGGGGGGGGAAAGAGCUCUGUCUGUUAAUACAUCCAUUUGCCGCGUGGACUUCUAAACAUUGCAGUGAAAGGCUGCUGCGCUCCACGGAUGGGAAACCCAAGGUGCUGAGCUAGCGGUUGCAAUUCUGAAUGGAAAGGUUGUUUGUAUGGUUUUGAAUUUGAGAUUCCUUUCUUUCUUUCUUUUGCUCCUCCUUCUCCCCUUGGAUACUAUCUCUUCUGCUUUGGAGAUUGAAAUCUUUAAAAUGAAAGCAUAAUAAUACUGCCUCCCUCCCAGGAUCCUCCAACUGGGGAGGGCAAAUAGUUGUCACUGAAAAAAAUGAACUCUUGAAAUAGACCCCAUCAUCCUUCCCUUCCCCAUCUCAAUUCCCAUUUAUUUUUCUUUAUAACCUUGCCCUUCUGAUACUCAACACUGAAAGGGUUUUUAUAAUUUUAAAUUAUUACUGCUGUCAAAUAAAUGGACGUUUCAGCUCAA